AUGUCAAAAAAUCAUUCAAUUCCAGAUGAGGUUGACGUGGUGAUUGCAGGGGGAGGCACGACCGGAAUACUAGUCGCUUCGCGUCUCGCCAAAGCUGAUCCCACGCUUUCCAUUGUAGUUCUAGAGCAUGGACCAAACACCAGAGACGACCCUCUAGUAGUCAACCCUGCAUUCUACCUAAUGAACAUUGCCCCCGAUUCGCCCCGAGCGUCCUUUUAUAAGUCCAAGCCGUCGGAGGCUCUAGCAGGCAGAGAAUCAAUAGUUCCAACCGGCAGGUGUCUGGGUGGUGGGAGCUCAAUCAAUUUCAUGGUCUACUCGAGACCGCAGGCAAUUGAUUUCGAUGCAUGGAAUGUUACGGGUUGGACUGGCAAAGACAUGAUCCCCAUGUUCAAGAAAUAUGAGCGAUUUCAUGACACCGAUCCAGAUAUUGACACGAGCGUGCACGGUUACGAUGGCGAAUUCUGCGUGUCCGCAGGAACCAACGCCCAGCCUUCUUUUCAACAAGACUUCUUCAAGGCUUGCUCUGAUGUUGGCAUAUCGACAACAGCCGAUGUUCAAAGUUUCCAUACUGCAAAUGCAGUUGGUAAGUUCAAUAUGUGGAUAGAUCCUAACACUGGCUUAAGACAAGAUGUGCCUCACUGUCUCUUAUUUCCCCUGAUCGACCAGGGGAUUUCGAAGCUUCAAGUUGCAACCGAUGUCAGCGUAACUAGAAUAUUAUUCGAUGGCAACAAGAGAGCCAAUGCUGUGGAAUACAGCAUGAACGGCGCGGACAUAUCUACCGUAAAAGCACGCAAACUCGUCGUCCUUGCUAGUGGUGCGUUGGGAUCCCCCCAAAUUCUGGAAAGGUCUGGGGUCGGCGAUAAACAGCUGCUAUCUAAACUGGGUAUUCACGUAGUAUCUGAUCUGCCAGGCGUGGGUAACAAUUAUCAGGAUCAUAAUGUGAUCUUUUACCCGUAUAAGUCGAGUGCGGGAAUUUCUGAAACGAUCGACGGCGUAGUCAGUGGACGCUUAACAUUGGAGGAAGCUCUGAAACAGAAGAAAGAAACUCCAGGGCGCAACAUGAUAGGCUGGAAUGGGCUGGACUGUGUCGGGAAGCUCCGUCCUGUUGAUCCCAAGUCCCUUCAUCCUACGUUGCAGAGAGCCUGGGAGGCAGAUUUCAAAACCCAGGCAGAGAAACCAUUGAUGUUAAUUGCUACGAUUGCGGGGUACGUUGGUGAUCACUCAUGCAUUGAUGUCGGGCAAUAUUUUUCAUGUGGUCCAUAUACUCCAUACCCGUACUCGCGGGGCUCAAUUCAUAUUACUGGGCCUUCAACAGUGGACGUGCCUGAGUUUAACUGUGGCUUCCUCUCUAAUCCCAUAGACUUGGAGAAACUGGUCUGGGGGUACAAGUUGCAAAGAGAGAUAGUUCGCAGAAUGUCCUACUAUCAAGGUCCACUCAAAGAGGGACACCCAACUUUUCCCGAAGGCUCAAAAGCAAGCUACGAGGUUGUUGACGAGGCUUCUCGGUCACGAGAACAACUAAUUCAUAUAGACUACUCGGCGGAAGAUGACGAGGUUAUUCGAAAAUUUAUCAGGGAGAGAGUUCAUACAACUUGGCAUAGCUUGGGUACGUGUGCGAUGAAGCCCAGGGAAGAUGGUGGCGUUGUUGACAGUAGUCUCAACGUCCACGGCGUUAGUGGAUUAAAGAUUGUCGAUUUGUCUAUUUGCCCCUUCAACGUUUCGGCGAAUACGUAUGCCACAGCUCUUGCUGUGGGCGAGAAGGCUGUCUUGAUAACUGCAAAGGAACUGAAGAUCCCAUAUUCCGUGGACCCCCCGAUAAACGUCCCAGUCACUAGUAAAAUUUAA
Messenger RNA from Talaromyces atroroseus, 1845 nucleotides. RefSeq lists its product as hypothetical. Gene Ontology annotation, molecular function: oxidoreductase activity, acting on CH-OH group of donors; flavin adenine dinucleotide binding. The transcript is spliced from 5 exons. The record is from RefSeq and is a predicted model, not a curated record. The coding region runs from base 1 to 1845 and encodes 614 amino acids. NCBI's taxonomy places the organism in Eukaryota, Fungi, Ascomycota, Eurotiomycetes, Eurotiales, Trichocomaceae.